This is a messenger RNA of Pogonomyrmex barbatus (red harvester ant), 780 nucleotides long. RefSeq lists its product as uncharacterized. NCBI's taxonomy places the organism in Eukaryota, Metazoa, Arthropoda, Insecta, Hymenoptera, Formicidae. The record is from RefSeq and is a predicted model, not a curated record.
AUGCGGUCCGGUGGAAAUGCUUUUGGUUGUUGUGGAUGCAGGCACAAAAUGACUGGAAGUUGUUCCAAUGUCCUUGACAUCUUCUUCGACGAUAGUUGCCCUUCGUGGGUUGUUCUCCCGUUUGGUACCCAACAGCCUACAUCAUACCAUCCUAAUUCCAACGGAAUAGCUGAGCGAGCAGUUCGCAUAGUCAAGACCGCCAUAAAUAAAGAAAGCGGCACAGGGAACUCUCCUUUGUCGCUUGGAAAGGUUUUUAUAUACAGAAGAACACCAUCAGCAUCGACAAAUAUUUCGCCUGCUAUGGUCAUGUUUGGGCGUCCACUACGCAGUCGUCUUGAUCUCCUUAAAGAGUACAUUGCCAAUGAUACUUCAAAUCAUACCAAAACCAAGGAGGAUGACCUUGUUUGGACCCGGAAUUUUUCACGUGGUCCUAAGUGGAUUGUUGGUACAGUCACAGAGACUUCUGGGAAUGCUAUGAUGAAAGUGCUUACUUCACAAGGUAAGGUGGCACGUCACAUGGAUCAAAUUCGCAUCAGGACAUCUCGGCAGAUUUCUCCACCAAUUGACAGCGACUCCCCUUGUACUCCUACAACUCCUGUUUUUGAUGCUCCAGUGGUAGGGAGUGAGGAUGACAUGCAAAGGCUAUUCCUGAGUCAACCCAGCAGCGGCCCUGAUGUCCCUUCUGUGCAUACUCCCUGUGAGGAACAAUCUACAUCUUUUCUUAAUAGACCUCCUAUACAUAUACACUCUGAUGAGGAACAAUCCACAACUCCCAGUUAG